Molecule: messenger RNA, 1438 nt
Organism: Paramecium pentaurelia
Lineage: Eukaryota; Ciliophora; Oligohymenophorea; Peniculida; Parameciidae
Source: the annotation of a GenBank genome assembly
AAUGUAAUCUCUCUUUGUCAAGUGUUAAAAAUGUUAACAAAGACCUGCUACUAUAAAGUGUAACUAAUGUAGAUAUGGUCAAACAUACAGAUUAUGUUAUUCAUGUGAUUCUCAAAUUCAUAAUCGAACAGGACCUGUAGAUUAGCAACAUAAAACUGAAAUCAUUCCAUAUCAAGGUAAUAAAUAGUAUUAAUUUGAUCUAUAGAAAUGUAUUAGAAAAAUUAAAGUAAUGUCCCUGUUCCCUAAAAAAAUGAUUAAAGAAAUUCAUUCAAAAAAAAUGAUUAUAAACCUUAACCUCAAGUUCCAACUAAGGACUUUCUAAACAAUGAUUCUAAGAAACCUGAUUAUUCCAAAACUAUUGAUAUUAAUAGGGUCAGCAAUAAACAUGAUUAUUUGGAUAAAAAAAUCGAUAGUCAUGAUAGAAGAGCUGAUCAAUAAUAUCUUUCUAAUGAUAAACGACCAUACUCUUCUAAUUAAAAGAUUACUUCUGAUAAUGAGAGAAAUAGUCAGCAAUUAAUCAGCUAAUUAAAAGAAGAAUAAUAGUAAACAGAAAAAUUAAGAGCAGAAUUAUCAUAAGUUAAUUAGAAAGAAAGAGAAGCAUAAAGAAGAUUGUAUUAAAAUCUUUGUAUUUUAGAUAAAAAUUAGAAUAAGAAUUUGACCAAAAAAUUAGAGAAGAUAAAUAAAAAAUUUAAUAAUUAACUGAAGAAAAUAGAAAUUUGAAUAAUAAAUUAAAUUAAACAAAUAAACAUAUAUAAGAAGAAGUAAAUAAAGUUAGAUAUCAAUAUGAAGAUUAAAUUAAUGAAUUAGAAUAGAUUCUUAAUGAAAAAAAUUAAUAAUUAGAAAGUAUAGCUUAAGAAUACAAUUUAGUAAUUAUUUUUGUAAAUUUAUUAGGAAGAAUUACAAUAAACUCUAAAUGAAUUAUAAUAAGAAUCAUCUAUGAAAGAUCAAAUUAUAGAAUAAUUAUAACAAAAUUUACAUGAUAAUCAAGAAGAAUUAUAAUAAAUGAGAGAAGAAUUAAUGAAUAAUUCUAAAAAGAAUUUAUAAUCAUCAAAUAAAAAAUCAGUUAAAAGUAAUGAUAAUUAAAAAGAUGAAAUUAUCUAAGAAUUAGGUUAAUAAUUAGAAGCUAAAGAUGAGGAAAUUCAUAAAUUAGAGGGUAAAUUUAAUUUAAUAUAUUAUAAAGAUUUAAUCGAAAAUUUCAAGUAAUUAUAUUAACACAUGAGUGAUGAGAAAUAACAAUUAUAAGAAGAAGUAGAGAAGUUGGCAAAUGAAAAUAAUCAAUUUAGAGAUAUAUUCAGUGUAUGAAUUAAUGUUUAUUGGCUAAUAGCAAAAUUUACAUCUUUUUGGAAUAGAUCCUGAAUAAUUAAAUGAAGAAGGAGAGGAAGGUGAAAAUGAAUAUCCAGAAGAGAUUGCUGAAGAAAAUGAUGACCAAAAUGAUUGA